Messenger RNA from Megalobrama amblycephala (Wuchang bream), 2458 nucleotides. It is a transcript of the gene sfrp2l, whose product is annotated as secreted frizzled-related protein 2 like. The record is from RefSeq and is a predicted model, not a curated record. NCBI's taxonomy places the organism in Eukaryota, Metazoa, Chordata, Actinopteri, Cypriniformes, Xenocyprididae. Gene Ontology annotation, biological process: non-canonical Wnt signaling pathway; negative regulation of canonical Wnt signaling pathway; canonical Wnt signaling pathway. The coding region runs from base 511 to 1275 and encodes 254 amino acids. Gene Ontology annotation, molecular function: Wnt-protein binding. The transcript has 4 exons.
UUCAUAUUUUAACUGGCUUCCGUAAGUUUGUGUCAUGACCCGAAAGAGGCAUGGUAUCAGUGGGAGGAGCAUCGCAUUGUCGAGAAGUUGAGAACACGUGAUUGGACAGAUAUUUGCACACGCCCCUGAGUGCAGGAUGAGUCAGCAAUAUUGUUCUGGAAGAAAAAGACUACAUUUUAAAUGUUUAUUUCUGUCAUCUUUUUCUGUUUGAAUCUUAUUUCGACGCAUUCUAGUGUUUGUAUAAAUAUUAAAAGGUUUUGUUUGGGACCAAGACUUUCAUAAUCCAUACAGUUCGCAUAAGUUUUUAAUUGUCCCAAGUAAAACUAAAGUAGAUUUCCAAACCAAAACCUCACACGGGCCUCUGAAGUGUUUUACUGCGGUCCGUCCAGAGCUGCUGAUGAAGAUGAUGAUCAUGAUGAUGAAGGUCUGAAGGCAAACCCCGUGUCUGACUUCGUCACGUCGGCGGAGUUCGGCACAGCGCGCUCGGUGUGUAAACCGGUUCCGAACACGAUGGGUUUGUGUUCCGGUAUCGGCUACGAAGAGAUGCGGCUGCCGAACCUGCUGGGUCACGACAGCGCGAGGGAAGCGCAGCAGCAGUCCGCCGCCUGGGUGCCGCUGCUCGGCAAACACUGUCACGCGGACACGCGGCGCUUCCUCUGCUCGCUCUUCGCGCCCGUGUGUUUACCGGAGGUCACGGCUCCGGUGUACCCGUGCCGGAGUCUUUGUGAGGCGGUGCGGGACGCGUGUCUGCCCGUCAUGAGCGCGUUCGGGUUUCCCUGGCCGGAGAUGUUCAACUGCAGCCGGUUUCCAGAUGGAUCGGAGCUCUGCAUCCCCGGAGAAAAAGACCCGAACCGGGCUGAGAGCACCGAUGCGCCCAAAGGUUCUGUGAUCUGUGAGGUUUGCGGUUCAGACUCAGAAGGAGAGCGAGAGGUCCAGCAGAACUUCUGCAAGAGUCCGUUCGCGUUCAGACUGCGGGUCGGCUCCACGUCUCUGGACGGGACGAACGUGCGUGUGGUUCCUCAGGGUCGCAGUCGUGUUCUUCGCUGGCAGAGCGGCCCGCAGGAGGAGCAGGCGGCGGCGGAGCAGAGCGCCCUCUGGCUGAUGCGGGGCCGCGGCUGCUCCUGUCCGGCGCUGGACGGGCCGCUCACGGGCUCCUACAUCGCCCUGGCUCACAUGCACAGCGGCCGGAUGGUCCUCAGAAGACUGCUCAAAUGGUCCCGUGAUGAGAAAGAGCUGAAGAAGUUCAUCAGGAUGCUGCUGAGACAAGACUGCUGAGGUCACGACCCCUGAACAGACAUUAAUGAACCAAUAAGAUGAACCAAAAAAAGUUCUGGAGUGAUGAACAGCAUGAAACUGCAUCUUCAAAAUGAUCUGUUUUAGUUUUUAAUUUUUACUGAUUUUUAUCAUUUUAUUUUUUUCCAUACAAAAUUUUUUAUUAGUGCUGUUAAAUCGAUUAAUCAUGAUUAAUUGAUUUAUCUGGAUUAAUUGCAUCUAACAUAAAAGUUUGUAAAUACAUGUGAUUUUUUAUAUAUAUAUAUAUAUAUAUAUAUAUUUACAUACUUUUAUGUUAGAUGCAAUUAAUCAUGAAUAAUUAAUAGCUAUUAAUCGCAUCUAGCAUAAAAGUUUGUGAAUAUAUAGUGUGUGUGUGUGUGUGUAUAUUUACAAUAUAUUUAUAAACUUAUGUUAGAUAUGAUUCAUCACAAUUAAUCUAUUAAUAGCUAUUAAUCGCAUCUAACAUAAGUUUGUAAAUAUAUAUAUAUUCACACUCACAUGAUAUAUUCGUGAUUUAUAUAUAGCAAUUUAUCAAUAUUAUAUAUCGCGAUUAAUCAAUUAAUCGUGAUUAAUCGCAUCUAACAUAAAAGUUUGUAAAUAUAUAUAUUUACAAACUUAUGUUAGAUAUGAAUAAUCAUGAUUAAUCUAUUAGUAGCUAUUAAUCGAAUCUAAAAAAGUUUGUAUAUAUAUAUAUAUUCACACUCACAUGAUAUAUUUGCGAUUUAUAUAUAGCGAUUUAUCAAUAUUAUAUAUCGCAAUUAAUCAAUUAAUCGUGAUUAAUCACAUCUAACAUAAAAGUUUGUAAAUAUAUAUAUUUACAAACUUAUGUUAGAUAUGAAUAAUCAUGAUUAAUCUAUUAGUAGCUAUAUAUAUAUAUAUAUAUAUAUAUAUAUAUUCAUACUCGCAUGAUAUAUUCGUGAUUUAUAUAUAGCAAUUUAUCAAUAUUAUAUAUCGCGAUUAAUCACGAUUAAUUGAUUAAUCGCAUCUAACAUAAAAGUUUGUACAUAUAUAUAUAUAUACACAGACACACACACACACAUUAUAUAUUUGCAAACUUUUAUGUUAGAUGCGAUUAAUCGCGAUUAAUCGAUUUGACAGCACAAAUUUUAAUGCUUUUAUACUGACUUUGUACUAACAUUACUAAACUUAAUGUAUUUGCGAUUAAAGAAUAUUGAACAUUUUGUUG